This is a messenger RNA of Malurus melanocephalus (red-backed fairy wren), 3088 nucleotides long. It is a transcript of the gene LRRFIP2, whose product is annotated as LRR binding FLII interacting protein 2. The record is from RefSeq and is a predicted model, not a curated record. Gene Ontology annotation, biological process: regulation of DNA-templated transcription. NCBI's taxonomy places the organism in Eukaryota, Metazoa, Chordata, Aves, Passeriformes, Maluridae. Bases 491 to 2236 code for a protein of 581 amino acids. The transcript is spliced from 19 exons.
UUCUCUCUCGCACUUCCUCGAAGCACGUUACGACGGCUUCGCUGUUCCCGGAACAGCAGGGCGUGCCUCCUCUGCGGCGAGCUGCGUUGGGAGUCAGGCUUGCUGAUGCUUAGUCGUUUGAGGUUUUUUAUUUAUUUUGCAGCACGAUGUUUUAUUCUUAAAAUACCCUGUUGCUAUAAUUGUACAGAGGUUGUCGGGGAUGAUAAGAGAGUUGAGCGCAUUCAUGAAUUUGGAAGGAGACCGAAAACGGCUCCGAACUGUGAUCUGCCCCAUGUGUUUUAAGUGAUUUCCAGUUUGAAUUCUAGCCCGACUCGUUGAAGGGAAGUGUUACGUAUUUUACUGAUAAUAAAACCAUUUUGUAGAUGAAGUAGUACUAUGUUGACAUUAUAUGAUCUACUCGGUGACUUGCUUAAUUUAAAAAAGCCUACAGACAUUUUUUGCUCGAAAUGAGGAAGGUCUAGGAUCAGCUUUCUCCCUUUAAAGUGUCAGGAUGAUACCUCUUUGGAGCUGUGAAGCGGGUUCCCUAUUUGCACAUGAUUUCUGCUGGAGAUGUGGACAUUCUAGAUUUGCAUGUGCCUGUUCUCUGAUUUGUGCUGUGUUAUGUCCUAAUGCAUGUGCGAGUGAAGACGUACCUAAACAAGCUCACAUUCAUGCAGUUAAGAUCCAGAGAAUAAAAAUGGGAACUCCUGGAUCAGGACGGAAGAGAACUCCAGUGAAAGACAGGUUUUCUGCAGAAGAUGAAGCUCUGAGCAACAUCGCCAGAGAGGCAGAAGCCAGACUUGCAGCAAAACGGGCAGCUCGAGCAGAAGCAAGAGAUAUACGUAUGAGAGAGCUGGAGCGACAGCAAAAAGAGGAAGAUGCAGAGAGAGCCAGAUACUCUCACCAGUCCAUUCGACAUUCACAUUUGUCAUCUUCUCUAUACAGUGAUCCAAUGGCACCAACCAGGAGUUACAGGCUGGAAGAAAAAAGUGAAAAAUCACAUUCAGAAAUAUUUUCAAGGCCCUCAUCUCGAAAUUCAGUAACUCUGAGUGGCAACUCAUCUAGGAGAGGAAGUGGAGAUGCAAGUAGUUUGGUGGAUCCUGAUGCCUCCCUUAGUGAAUUACGGGAUAUCUAUGAUCUUAAGGACCAGAUACAUGAUGUAGAAGGGAGAUACAUGCAGGGACUUAAAGAAUUAAAGGAUUCACUAGCUGAAGUUGAAGAGAAGUACAAGAAAGCUAUGGUUUCCAAUGCUCAACUAGACAAUGAGAAAAAUAACUUGGUUUACCAAGUGGAUACUUUAAAGGAUAUUAUUGAGGAGAAAGAAGAGCAGAUAGCAGAGUUCUAUAGGGAGAAUGAAGAGAAGUCAAAGGAAUUGGAAAGGCAGAAACACACCUGCAGUGUUCUGCAACAUAAGCUGGAUGAGCUUAAGGAGGGCCUUCGACAGAGAGAUGAAUUGAUAGAGGAGAAUCAACGUAUGCAGGAGAAUAUAGACUCCAUAACCAAAGAAGUAUUUGAUCUUCAGGAGACAAUUAAUUGGAAAGAUAAAAAAAUAGGGGCCCUAGAAAGACAGAAAGAUUACUUUGACUGCAUUAAGAAUGAGCGAGAUGAGCUCAGAGAGGAGUUGGCUGACCUGAAGGAAACAAUGAAGAGAGGACAGAAACAUGGAUUAGUUAUAAUUCCCGAUGGCACACCAAAUGGUGAUGUAAACCAUGAAUCAGUGGUUGGUGCAAUAACAGUUGUGUCACAGGAAGCUGCUCAGGUCUUGGAAUCUGCUGGAGAAGGACCACUAGAUAUCAGGCUACAAAAACUGGCUGGAGAAAAGGAGGAAUUACUGUCCCAGGUUAGAAAACUGAAGAUUCAGUUGGAAGAAGAACGACAGAAAUACUCUAAAAGUGAUAUCAUGAAUCCAGAUUUCAUAGGCUUAGAGAAUGGCGCUGACUUGCAGCUAAUUGAAAUGCAAAGAGAUGCCAACAGACAAAUUAGUGAAUACAAAUUCAAGCUUUCAAAAGCUGAGCAAGAUAUAACUACUUUGGAACAAAAUAUUGGACGACUUGAGGGGCAAGUUGCAAGGUAUAAAAAUGCAGCAGAAAAUGCAGAAAAAGUAGAAGAUGAACUUAAAGCUGAAAAAAGGAAGCUUCAGCGAGAGUUAAGAACAGCACUCGAUAAGAUAGAAGAGAUGGAGAUGACCAAUAGCCAUUUAAUGAAAAGGCUGGAGAAGAUGAAAGCAAAUAGGACUGCGCUUUUAUCUCAACAGUGAAAUGGAAAUUGAAAAUACAAUGCACUGCUCCUUGAAUAACUAGUCCCUAGCUUGUUUAUAAAUACAGACUUCCAUUGGCACAAACUGUAUGAACACUGAGCUGUUCACUGGUGGUUUAGUUUCAUAAUUGACAUACUUUUUGUAAUUUAUGAGAGAAUGAAAUAUAGUUUGAAUUCCUAUGUGAAUGACAGCAAUUUUUCAGUAGUGUUUGAUUCUAGAGUCAAAGGUAAAGCACAAUGCUGUAUGUUUUUACAACUGUGGAAUCAAGUUUACUCGUGAUCUCUUUUGGCUGCUUUAAUGAUGCUUGAUGCUCAGCAUGAAUUCAGGACAGCUGCAUGAAUUCAAGACACUGUAUUAUGAAACUAACAUAUACUUGCUUAAGACAUCACACAGCACAAGUGCCUUUUAUCUGGUGCAAUUUAGACUUCAUUGUUGAAAUAACCUUUGAAACCAAAUAGCGUUUUAUUUUAAGAUACAUUUGGUGUAUUCCCUAAUCUUUAUACAUUUUGAAAAUACAUUUUUUAAAUAUUUAAAUUUAUAAGAAGAAAUAGGGACUGUAUAUAAAGAUCUGCUUCUUUUGCAGGAACACAUCUGACUUCUACAUAAUUUUGGCAAAUACUAGCCCCUGAUGCUCUUAGUAUUAAGAGUGUGGAUUUAAAAACUGAGAUUGUUCACCAUCAAAUUAUAUGUCAUCUGCUAAGUCCAAAUUGAAAUUUUAUGGUGCAAGGAAAGGGGUGAGAAAUGUGGCUAAGGAGUUUAUUAAAUGGACACUUUACUGACCAAAACUGGAUGUUUUGUGUUUUCUUUUGAAUACUGAGAUGCUAACAAGACUGAGCAAAAUCUGUAGAAUAG